Molecule: messenger RNA, 2231 nt
Organism: Chelonoidis abingdonii (Abingdon island giant tortoise)
Lineage: Eukaryota; Metazoa; Chordata; Testudines; Testudinidae
Source: RefSeq, a predicted model, not a curated record
CCUGUUCCUGCGAGCGAGGCCGCCGCCAUGUUGUCGGGCUGACGCCGCCGCCGCUGCGCCGCAGCAGGAGGAGGCGGCGGAGGGAAGGGGCCAGCCCGGAGCAGAGCAACAGAUGGCUAAGAGCUAGCAAGGCACAUUCAGGACUAUGAUGGCUCAGUUUCCCACAGCCAUGAAUGGAGGUCCAAACAUGUGGGCUAUCACCUCUGAAGAGCGAGCAAAGCAUGACAAGCAGUUUGAGAGCCUUAAACCCAUAGGAGGAUAUAUUACAGGCGAUCAAGCACGUACCUUUUUCUUGCAGUCAGGUCUACCAUCAUCAGUCCUAGCUGAAAUAUGGGCUCUUGCAGACCUGAACAAAGACGGGAAGAUGGAUCAGCAGGAAUUCUCCAUAGCUAUGAAACUCAUCAAACUAAAAUUACAAGGUCAACACUUGCCUGUGAUCCUCCCACCUAUCAUGAAGCAACCUCCAGUAUUCUCUCCGUUAAUUUCUGCUCGCUUUGGAAUGGGUAGUAUGCCAAAUCUGUCCAUCCCAACAUCUGUGCCUACAAUUGCACCUUUAGCUCCCAUGUCAUCAUUGACCUCAGUGACUUCGAUUCCUUCCUUGGUUAUCUCUACUCCACAGAUGCCUUCUAUCAGUACAUCAUCAUUGCCAAAUGGAACAUCCAGUCUCCUUCAGCCUUUACCUAUGUCUUUCUCUUCAACAUUGCCUCAUCCUGGUUCUUUCAGUCUCAUGGCAGGAGGAUUUGGUGGUACUAAUAUACAGAAGGCACAGUCUCUGAUCGAUUUAGGAUCUAGUAGUUCAAAUUCUUCCUCCACCACUUCACUAACUGGGAGUUCACCUAAGACUGGAUCCUCAGACUGGGCAGUUCCUCAGGCCUCCAGAUUAAAAUACAGGCAGAAAUUUAAUAGUCUUGAUAAAGGCAUGAGUGGCUACCUAUCAGGAUUUCAAGCAAGGAAUGCCCUUCUGCAGUCAAACCUUUCUCAGACUCAACUGGCUACCAUUUGGUCACUAUCUGACAUUGAUGGAGAUGGACAGCUGAAAGCAGAUGAGUUUGUGUUAGCCAUGCAUCUGACUGAUAUGGCCAAAGCUGGGCAGCCUCUGCCAUUGACCCUGCCUCUUGAAUUGGUACCUCCUCCUUUCAGAGGUGGAAAAUAUGCCGAAAAUGUUAAUGGAACUCUGCCAUCUUGCCAGCGAAUGCAAGAAGAGGAGCCCCAGAAAAAACAGCCAGUUACAUUUGAGGACAAGAGGAAAGCAAACUAUGAGAAAGGAAACGUGGAACUGGAGAAACGGCGUCAAGUCCUACUGGAGCAGCAGCAGAGAGAGGCGGAACGUAAGGCUCAGAAAGAAAGAGAAGAACAGGAGCGAAGAGAGAGGGAACUGCAGGAGCAGGAGCGGAAAAAGCAGCUUGAACUGGAAAGGCAUUUUGAGAAACAACGAGAGCUGGAAAGACAAAGGGAGGAGGAGAGGAGAAAAGAAAUAGAAAGGCGGGAGGCAGCAAAGCAGGAACUCGAGCGCCAGCGACGGCUGGAAUGGGAGAGAAUUCGACGCCAAGAUCUUCUUAAUCAGAGAAACAGGGAACAAGAAGAAAUUGUCAAGUUGACCUCUAAAAAGAAGAGCCUUAAUCUUGAAUUAGAAGCCCUGAAUGACAAGCAUCAGCAGAUCACAGGCAGACUGCAAGAUGUUCGAAGCAGAAAACAAAUUCAGAAAAGUGAACUGGAAGCUCUAGAUAAAAAAUGUGAUUUGGGAAUUGUAGAAAUCAAACAGCUACAACAACAACUUCAGGAAUAUCAGAAUAAACUAGUCCAUUUAGUUCCUGAAAAGCAGUUAUUAAAUGAGAGAAUAAAACACAUGCAGCUGGACAACACUCCUAAUACAGGAAUCAGUUCAGUGAACAAGAAGUUCCUAGAAAAGGAAGAAUUAUGCCAAAGACUUCGGGAGCAAUUAAAUGCCCUAGAAAAGGAAACUGCUUCCAAACUCUCUGAAAUGGAUACCUUUAACAAUCAGCUCAAGUGUGAGAAUAUGGAUGAUUCUGUUCUUCAGUGCCUUUUGUCUCUGCUAAGCUGUCUCAACAACCUCUUCCUCUUACUUAAGGAACUGAGAGAAAGCUGCAACACACAGCACUUAGCCUUGAGCAACUUUCAGAUGAUCAAACAAAGAGAAAAUAAGAGCUUGUAGAAAGAAAAAGAGCUGAGCUUGCACAGAUAAAAGCUGACUAGAGGAUGAGGCUGCAAAG